CUCAGCUGUAGUCUAGAUCAGGGCGAGCUCGUGACCGGCAGCAACACGGACCAAGCGAGGGCAGCCGACGUAUCACACGAUGUUCGAGCCCAAGUUCGAGAAGCUGCAGGACGAGUUUGGUCUGCGGGUGGCAGCUGCCUGCCCUGGGAUUUUCAAGUCGCCGCUGUGGAGGGUCACGCCAUCGCGUUCCGUCGUCACGAGUCUCUACCCAGACAUGUGGCAGCGCUUCACGAACUUCGAAGUCUUCCCUGACGAUGUGUGGGUGGUGACUUUCCCGAAAUGUGGUACUACCUGGACCCAGGAAAUGGUUUGGCUCAUCGGUAACGACUGUGACUUCGACACAGCGAAGAAGAAGAGACUUAACGAGCGCGUGCCUUUCAUCGAGUUCGUGGCAAUCUCGCGAUACACAGGACCGGACGGCGAUACCUUGCAGCGCUGUACCGACAUGCCGCGCCCGCGGUUCAUCAAGAGCCACCUGCCGUACGAGCUGCUGCCGCAACAGCUCUGGACCAAGAAGCCCAAGAUAAUUUACGUGGCUCGGGAUCCAAAGGACACGGCGUUAUCAUACUACCACCACCAUCGUUUGUGGAAUGGCUACACAGGAACUCUGGACGACUUCCUCGAGGCAUUUAUUCAGGAUGCACUGGUCUACUGCCCUUUUUGGGAGCACGUACUGAGAUUCUGGGAGUUAAGAGAUGAGCCGCACGUGCUCUUCAAUACGUUCGAGGAAAUGACACAGGACUUGGGUGCGGUCGUGAGACGCACAGCGGACUUCAUGGGCCGGCAGCUGUCAGAUGAGCAGGUGUCGGCACUGUGCGAGCACCUGAGCUUCUCCAAGAUGCGCGAAAAUCCAGCUGUGAACCACGAGGAAGGCCCCCCUGCUGAGUCGCCUGUCGCGGCGGCGGCGGAGGCGACGGCGGCGGCGGCGGCGGAGGCGACGGUGGCGGCGGAGGCGGGAGGAGCAGACGGCGGCGACCCGGCGCUGCGGUUCAUGCGGCGCGGCAAGGCGGGGGCCUGGCGCCAGGAGAUGCCCGCCGCCUUCGUCGACAAGUUCGACCGCUGGACGCAGCAGAAGACGGCGGGCACCGGCUUCCGGGUCGGCGUCUCCGGCGGUCACCAGUAGCGUCGUGGGGCACCUCGUGUUUUCUCUGAUGUGCUCCGCAAGACGUCUCUAAGCGGUUGACUACGGCACACUAUUUGAGUCUAAUCAUUGAAGUCGCAAGAAAAUGUGAACGUGUAAUUCUUCAGUCCUUCCCUAUGAUACGUUGCGUGUUGAAUAAACGCGUCUUCUGCCGACUGUUCGCGUCGUUCUCCCUAAGUUGAAGAAGACAGCAGAUCACGCCUUCGAAAUACCAUGCGAGAACGACGCUAAGAAACGGCAGAGAGACCGGCUUAUUCAACGUAUCAACAGAGAAGGUUUUGUAUUUUGAUGUGCUGCAGGCUGUUAGUUUAGUUUGUCCACCAGUGCUAUGUUUAUUAAGUAUGUAAGAAAAUUAGAAAGUAACCUGUCACUACCUUAUUAUUAAUUUAGUGUUUGUUUAUUUCGUAAUAUCUUGUGAAUUUGCCUACCGUCUUACUUAAUACAUUCGAUACUUGUUUAAGUUACAGCAGUCGUUCUACGUGUUCCAGUAGAAUUUGUAACGAUUCUCGAGUGCAGAAUGGAAUUUUCACUCUGCAGCUAAGUGUGCGCUGUUAUGAAACUUCCUGGCAGAUUAUAACUGUGUGCCGGACCGAAACUCGAACUCGGGACCUUUUCCAUUCGCGGGCAAGUGCAAGGUAGGAGACAAGGUACUGGCGAAUUUAAAGCUGUGAGGACGGGGCGUGAGUCAUGCUUGGAUAGCUCAGUCGGUAGAGCACUUGCCCGCGACAGGCAGAGGUCCCGAGUUCGAGUCUCGGUCCGGCACACAGUUCUAAUCUGUCAGGAAGUUUGAUUCUCGAAUGCUUUGGCACGUGUCCUAUUAAUAGGCUUCGUUUUCUGAUAUGGACGGCUCGCAAACAAAAUUUCUUCUAUCAUGAUUUCAAGUAUCUCUUCACUUCGAUCUCUAUCAGAUAACUUAGUUAUUACUUUCAUCUUACCUGGGUUGCUGUUAUACGUUAAUAAGCUAAAGAUGAACAAUUUCACGAACUUAUUCCAGAAUUGCAAGUCAGUUUUUGGCAGCAUUACAGCUCUUACGUUGAACAAAACAUUUUUCGUGAGCAUCAAUCUGCUGUUGAUGUCCCUAUUCGUUCUAACAUCCUGAACAAUCUCGAUCUCCACAAAGAAAUCUCCUGCUUACAUACAUAUGUAUUCCAAAGACAAUCUGAAAAAGGGGAUCCACUAAUAUGAAGCUGUAACAUGUGUAAAGUACUAAAUCAUAUUUUGAUUGAAGAUAAUGAUUUUCCCCUUUUCUACGUACCUUUGAAAUGGGCGAGGUAAUCUUUAAGAGUUAAACUACUUUGUGUUUUCUUUCUUAGGUCACUGCCUUUCUAAAACCUACGAAUUUUUCAUAAAGUAAGAUUAACAUAAAAUAGUUUAAAAUUUAAUUCAUUAUGUAGCUUCUCUGAGAAUUUUGUUGUUGUCAUAGAUAAAUCUUCAUGAAAAGUUAUAUUAGGAAAACUGGUAUAAUAAAU
This is a messenger RNA of Schistocerca nitens (vagrant locust), 2610 nucleotides long. Its product is annotated as luciferin sulfotransferase-like. The record is from RefSeq and is a predicted model, not a curated record. The transcript has 7 exons. Gene Ontology annotation, cellular component: cytoplasm. Gene Ontology annotation, molecular function: sulfotransferase activity. Bases 80 to 1123 code for a protein of 347 amino acids. Gene Ontology annotation, biological process: sulfation. NCBI's taxonomy places the organism in Eukaryota, Metazoa, Arthropoda, Insecta, Orthoptera, Acrididae.